AUGCCCGAAGUCGAGUAUCCAGAUUACAGGCUACAUCCUUGGGUCUUUCAGGAAUGGCUGAGAGGCAGGUUCAGGGAUAACACCAUUCGAGUCGAGUGCAAAAACGCCUGCUUUGUCUUCCACUUGCCAGAUGGCGAAGAACUAACAGAGGCAGAGAUAUGUGAACUGAGAGGUAAAUCAAGCUGGGAAAAGCCAAGCUCGAUAACAAAAUUCCGAAAAUGGGUUAUGCAAAACCAGCGCAUUGGUCUCAAUGGCUUUGAACAGACGGCAACAUACGUUUCCGUCUCUUCUCUCAAGGACUAUUGGACCAAUGCCCGAAUUCAAGAAGUGUUGGAAUUAUGUCUAAUUGAAGCUGAUAUAGAACAAAUUGCAGAGAGAUUUCUACGCACCUUCUCUCUGCUAGUCCAGAUUGGCCGUCAUAGAGACAUCAAAAUAUUUCUUGAUAGGGAUUUUGACGAUGAAACUUUCGCUUCACCUGGCCUAGCCCAAGGGAGACUGCCUGACUUUUCUGAUAUCUUCGAAAAGCAUUGGAGUUUCUUCCCUGUCGAGUUCAAAAGUCAUUUAACCCAAAGGCAGGAACUGCUAUCUCGCCAAAUCCUGCCUAUUAAAUAUUACGAAUUAUUCAAGAAAGGAAAUAGGAGGUCCGAAUCGGCUCUGGCUAAGGUCCAGAUAGAGUCUGACUACUGCGACCUGGUGCCAAAGGACACCCCACUUGUUUUCAAGAUUUAUAGAGGAGAUGAGCUGAGGGAAGAUUUUAAGGUCGAGACUGACAACUAUUCGAAUCUGAACGGCGAAGCUCAGCACGCUGUAACCAAGUGCUAUGGUUCAUUUUCAUGCGAAGAAACGGAUUUUCGUGUUAUCAUACUGGAAUACGCCAGUGAAGGAAGCCUACGUAGUUUCUUUCGCAAUAUUCACCCACCUGUCUCUGUUUUGGAAUUUCGAGAGCUUUGGGUCAACUUAGUAGGGCUCUUGGACGGCCUCGAGGCUCUUCAUACGUGCCACGAUUCAAAACAGGGAAUCCAUCAAGACAUCAAGCCAGACAAUAUCCUGGUAUUUCCAAAGUCUUCGGAAUCCCGGUUUGAUGUUCGAUUUAAACUGACAGACUUCCAUGUGACAGAGUUCAAACACUUAGACAGAGAAGGCAAGAUGAUGAUCAAUAACUGGGGAAGUCGAUUAUAUACUAUGCCGCCGCCUGGUCCCGGGAAGGGUAAGGAAGCUUGUCCAGGGGAGUCACCCGCGUCCAAGUCAAAAUAUCUUGCACUUUGUGUUCAGACAGGCCCGAUUUAUACGACUCUCAAAGAGUUCGACACUUCGAGCUUUAAGUCAGAUGCAGCUUUACUCCAGGAGAUGAAAAGUGUGUAUACCAGGAUUCGGGGAGCAAGAUCUAAACACAACUCUCUUUUCAUACCUAUUGGUUUGGAAUUCGUCAAGUUUACGCUUUGGAAUCAAAAACAUGGCUACAUAUCAAUAUGCGAUAGACCCGACAGCGUGCCCCCCAAAACACAACUUGAGUAUGACUAUGACCCUAAACCUCUUGACUUCUUGCCUCCUAUGCCAGCGCAGGUGUUCCUUCACUAUCUUGAACAUGGAGAAGAGGGGUGGAAUAAACUGCGCUACCUCUGGCUUCCUAAGCUUCCUGUUCGCCGAGAGAAGAGAGUAAUCGAAGGCCACGAAGCUUCAUACGGAUGGGGCAUACAUAUCAUCGAGGGGCCAAAUCGGUGGGCCAUUUUCGCAAUGCUUCUUACCACCGUGUUUGGGAGUGCCUUGGCUGCUCUCCUUUGGUCAGCUAUUCAUAAUGAUAUCCAGGGCGGAACGGGGCUAGGACAGUUGAUAAUAGCAUUGUCUUCGGCAAUACUAACUGCGUCUUUGUUUAGAUUGGGGUACUUAUAG
Molecule: messenger RNA, 1890 nt
Organism: Fusarium fujikuroi IMI 58289
Lineage: Eukaryota; Fungi; Ascomycota; Sordariomycetes; Hypocreales; Nectriaceae
Exons: 7
Coding region: 1-1890 (629 amino acids)
Biological process (GO): protein phosphorylation
Cellular component (GO): cytoplasm
Molecular function (GO): protein serine/threonine kinase activity; ATP binding
Source: RefSeq, a predicted model, not a curated record